Molecule: messenger RNA, 1518 nt
Organism: Limulus polyphemus (Atlantic horseshoe crab)
Lineage: Eukaryota; Metazoa; Arthropoda; Merostomata; Xiphosura; Limulidae
Product: transcription initiation factor TFIID subunit 2-like
Exons: 14
Coding region: 109-1518 (469 amino acids)
Biological process (GO): transcription initiation at RNA polymerase II promoter
Cellular component (GO): transcription factor TFIID complex
Molecular function (GO): metallopeptidase activity; zinc ion binding; transcription cis-regulatory region binding
Source: RefSeq, a predicted model, not a curated record
GAGAAUAAAGAUGGCUGAACACAUAGCUGUUAUUUAUGGCUAGGCAGUAUUAUUAAUAUACCGAUUAAUGGUUCAUAAUGUUACUGAAGUUAGAACCCUAGUUAAUCAAUGCUUGCACAAAAUAUGAAGAAAGUAGAGAAGAUAUCGGAUUCCCCCAGACCUUUCAAAUUAUCCCAUCAAGUGUUAUGCAUUACAAACAUCAAUUUUCAACGACAAGCACUUAUUGGUUUUGUGGAACUCCAUAUCAUACCCCAGCAAAAUAUCCUACGGAGAAUUAAACUCAACUGUAAACAGUGUCGUAUUUAUCGUGUGCUGAUUGGAGACAGUUUCGAAGCUGAAUUCGUGUACAAUGAUCCAACUUUAGAUAUCUGUCAAGGAGAAGCCAAACAACGAAAUUUAGAUUUCUUCUCUUCCUGUCACCUGGCUGCUGUUAAUUCUGUUGAUUCUGACAAUGGCAAUGGAGAACUUAACAUUCGCAUUCCUUCUGAAGCUUCUCAUUUAGUUAAUGAAGGAAAGGUGCUUAGGGUGAAUGUAGAGUUUUCAAUAGAAAGACCACAAGGUGGAGUCCAUUUUGUUGUGCCUAACACAGAAGGCACGUUAGCUGAGAGAGGAGCUCACAUGUUUACAUACGGUUAUGAAACUUCUUCGAGGCUUUGGUUUCCUUGCAUUGACUCUUAUUCUGAACCAUGCACAUGGAACAUAGAGUGUACAGUAGAUGCUUGCAUGGUUGCUGUAUCAUCUGGAGAUCUUCUGGAGACAGUCUACACAUCUGACAUGAAGAGGAAAACGUUUCACUACUAUUUAUCCACACCAACAUGUGCACCUAACAUUGCUCUUGCAGUAGGUCCAUUUGAGAUUGUUGUGGACCAACACAUGCAUGAGGUAACACAUUUCUGCUUACCCCAUUUGAAAGGAAUCCUUACAAACACCACAAGUUUUUUACAUGAGGCAUUUGAAUUUUUUGAAGAACUGUUAUCCAGUUGUUACCCGUAUUCUUGCUACAAGCAAGUAUUUGUUGAUGAAACCUAUGUCGAUUCUGCUCCAUAUGCUACAAUGACUAUUCUAGACACCAAUCUUCUUCACUCUCGUCACAUCAUUGACCAAACAUACAUCUCUCGUCGGGUGAUGGCGCAGGCUGUUGCCGAUCAAUUUUUUGGAUGUUUUAUCAGCAUGUACUCGUGGUCUGAUGUGUGGUUGCCGAAGGGGAUCUCUGCUUACUUAUCAAAUCAGUACUAUAAAAAAGCCUUUGGAAAUAAUGAAUAUCGUUAUUGGCUGUACAAGGACCUUCAAGAAGUUAUUGAAUAUGAACAAACAAAUGGUGGAUUAGUGCUUGACUGUAGUGCUUACACAUCUUCCUCAAUGUCAUCCAAUCAGAACAGGGAAAACAGUUUCUACUUUCCCACAAAGCAUCUCCACACAACCUCACCAAAAUAUAACAAGAUUUUACAGAAAAAGGCCCACCUUGUUGUUCGCAUGUUAGAAGACAGGCUUGGUAGAGAGUUAAUGUUACAGGUGUAG